AUCAGCAAUCAGCACAGAAAAUACGAUAACCAAAAAAUUAAUUAAUAAAAUCUGUGCAGUUGAUUAUGUUUUUGUGAAUAGAGUUUUUUAAUCUCAAGUAGAUGAUUAUUGAAAUGCUCAGGUUCUAAAAUUAGUCAUAUUUCACUAUUGAAAUUCAAAAUCAUGAAACAGCCCAGGUCUCCUUCGGCUUCUUUAUUUAGCUAUUCUAGAAGCACAUCGCCUUUACCUGCGCCAAUUAACCAUCGUCAUGAUUGCAUGAGCGCUUUCUCAAAAAUUCACCGAUAUGUGCGCAGACUAUUCAAAUUUCAACAAAUGGAUUUCGAAUUUGCUGUAUGGCAAAUGGUUUAUUUAUUUAUAGCUCCUCAAAAGGUUUAUCGAAACUUUAAUUAUAGGAAACAAACAAAAUCACAAUUUGCUAGGGAUGAUCCAGCGUUUUUAGUUUUGUUCACAGGAAUGUUGUGUGUGACAUCUCUAGGCUUUGGUUGGGUUUUCAACCUGCAAUUUAGCCAGACAUUGUAUUUUUUACUGUAUGUGAUAUUUGUUGAUUGCAUUUUCAUGGGUGUUCUUGUAGCCACAAUGUUUUGGUUUGUUACAAAUCGAUAUUUACGAAUAAAUCCAAAUGCAGAUGUGGAAUGGGGAUAUGCUUUUGAUGUGCAUCUCAAUGCGUUUGUACCACCCCUAAUUAUUCUACAUUUUUUACAGCUAUUUUUCUACUAUGGAGUUAUAAGUCAUGACUUAUUUAUUUCCCGAUUAAUUGGUAAUUCUUUCUGGAUGAUGGCGGUGUCUUAUUACAUUUAUAUCACAUUUCUUGGAUACAGCUGCAUACCAGAGUUGCGACACCUUCGAUUGUUACUUGCUCCAUUACCUGCGCUUUUUGUUGUUUAUCUUAUUUCGUUAGCUGUAGGUUGGAAUGUCAGUGAGACACUCAUAAAUUUUUAUUUAGGCCGUGUACUGUAGAGAAGACAAUGUUUGAAAAUUAUUAUAAAUUUAUAUGAUGAGUUUAUAUGAUUGAAUGUGUGUGCAUAUGUGAUUAUGUAUAAAUA
Messenger RNA from Ctenocephalides felis (cat flea), 1043 nucleotides. RefSeq names its product protein unc-50 homolog (gene Unc50). The record is from RefSeq and is a predicted model, not a curated record. Bases 163 to 957 code for a protein of 264 amino acids. The transcript is spliced from 5 exons. Lineage: Eukaryota; Metazoa; Arthropoda; Insecta; Siphonaptera; Pulicidae. Gene Ontology annotation, cellular component: Golgi membrane.